This is a messenger RNA of Miscanthus lutarioriparius, 198 nucleotides long. NCBI's taxonomy places the organism in Eukaryota, Viridiplantae, Streptophyta, Magnoliopsida, Poales, Poaceae. The record is from the annotation of a GenBank genome assembly.
AUGGCGGGGCAGACCCGCCCCCUGGCGCGGCGCGCCGUAGCCCUGGCCCCCAGCCAUGCCAGGGCGAGGCUAAGGAAACUGGACAUAAUGGUUUAUCUGCGGCUCAAGUUCAUAGCAGCAUCAAAUACGGAUACAUUUUCCAAUCCAACAAUUUUAGGGACUUCUGAUCCUCUUUAUACCAACAAGAUGCAUGAUUGA